Molecule: messenger RNA, 1021 nt
Organism: Phascolarctos cinereus (koala)
Lineage: Eukaryota; Metazoa; Chordata; Mammalia; Diprotodontia; Phascolarctidae
Product: olfactory receptor 6C2-like
Biological process (GO): G protein-coupled receptor signaling pathway
Cellular component (GO): membrane
Molecular function (GO): G protein-coupled receptor activity; olfactory receptor activity
Source: RefSeq, a predicted model, not a curated record
AUCAGAAUUCAGAAGUCAGGGAUGAGAAAUCACACAGGGAUUACAUUAUUCAUCCUGAGAGGACUGACAGAUGACGCACAGCUACAGGUUUUGCUUUUUAUAUUUCUGUUUCUCAACUACAUGUUGAGUGUAAUUGGGAACCUGAUCAUCAUCAUCCUCACCUUGGUGGAUGCCCACCUGAAAACUCCCAUGUAUUUUUUUCUCAGAAAUUUCUCUAUCUUAGAAAUCUCACUCACAACUUCUUGUAUCCCCAGGUACCUCUAUAGCAUAUCAACUGGGGACAAUACCAUUUCCCAUGAUGCUUGUUUCACACAAAUAUUUUUUGUCAUCUUUCUUGGGGCAGCAGAGUUCUUCCUUCUGGCCACCAUGUCCUAUGACCGCUAUGUGGCCAUCUGCAAACCUUUGCAUUACACAACUAUCAUGAGCAGCAAGGUCUGUAACCAGCUCCUCCUGAGUUCUUGGCUGGCUGGGCUGAUGAUCAUCCUCCCACCACUUAGCCUGGGCCUCCAAUUGGACUUUUGUGAUUCCAAUGUCAUUGAUCAUUUUGGCUGUGAUGCAUUUCCUAUGUUAGAGAUUUCCUGCACAGACACACAGUUCGUAGAGAAGAUAGCUUUGAUUGAUGCUAUAUUAACACUCAUUAUUACAUUACUCUUAGUGGUUUUGUCUUAUGCCUCCAUUGUCAGAACUAUUUUGAGAUUCCCCUCUGCCCAGCAAAGGCAAAAGGCCUUUUCCACUUGUUCCUCCCAUAUGAUUGUUGUCUCCAUCUCUUAUGGAAGCUGCAUCUUCAUGUAUGUCAAAUCUUCUGGAAAUGAAAAAGUGGAUUUGAAUAAGGCAGUGUCAGUUCUCAUGACCUCUGUUGCCCCAGUGAUGAAUCCCUUUAUUUAUGCCCUGAGGAACAAACAAGUCAUAAAAGCCUUUAAGGACUCAGUCAAAAAGAUUGCAAUUCUCACAAAGCAGUAAAAGACGCCAAAUGAUAAAACUAAAGUGUGGGAUGCCAAAUGUUAAAAGAAAAACUGCUCAG